GCUGCUGUCGCUGUUUUGCUGUAGUUGUCGAGUUUUUCUGUGUUUGCUUUUUAGGGAAAAAAGAAGUAUUUUUUCUAAUUUUUAACAGUGUUACGUGCUUUUGUAAAUAAAAUAGAUUAUUUCACUUAUCCUUGAGCUUAGUGCAAUUUAAAAGUGUUCAAGAUAUCGCUGCUAUAGAUUUGAAAAAAAAGUCGCAUCAGCUUCUUCAGCAUCCUAAUUUGCCUCAUACGUUUAUGGGAUUUAUGUACAAAGCGGACAAAAUGCUAAGAGAAGAGGCGGCGUCGUGACGGCUGUAGUGGCGACAUGAACGCGGCGCUGAGGCCGGACGCCGGCGAUUCGACGCCCGGCUCCGACGUUGGCGAAAACAUCACCCGCCUCUUCCCCAAGUGCCGCCCGAAGAACAUGCAGCACCAGCACGAUAGGUACAGACUGAGUACUGGUCUGGAAGGAAGAGACAUGAUUAGCGUAAACAACGCGUCCUCUGAUGAAGAGCAAGACCAAGUCAUCCUUAACACUAAAGGUGGCACUUACAAGCUACGGGACUCGAGGAUAAUAGAAAUCGCCGGAGGCAGAGAACUGUACUCACAAAGUAGGGCGAAGGCUGUGAGAAAGUUGCGACAUAGCACCACUCACAAACACAACCUCAGGAACAAAGUGCGUUCACUCAACAAAGACGCCGUAGACUAUACCAAUGAUAAUAACAUCAAUAAUGAAAUAACUAUACACAGAAUUAAUAGUGAACCAAAAAAGAUGAUAUCACGUCAUACAUCACCCGUAACAUACACGAAUGGUGAUCGGGAAGCGACUAUAGAACAGAAUCCCAUGGGGAUACCAAAGAACAGUUCACCUAUACUAGACCCACAUAAAAUAAAUGACGUGAGCACAAAAAGCAGUCCGAUAGCAGUCGUGGCUGAUGGGGAAGUUAUGGUUUUUGAUGAAAACGAUGAUUGGAAAGUGAUAUUGAAUUCUGUGUCCCUAGGUUUGAGGAUGGACCCAGACGCUAGUGACCACGAAAUAGAUUUGAGUGUUAAAAGGACUUUAGACAAUAUGAAAAACGGUGAUUGUGACAUGUUGAACAAUAAAAGUGAAUUGAGUUGUGAUGAGAGUGAGUCUUCGAGGUCGGAGGAUGUCAGGUUGAGUGAAGGGAGUCCGACUGCCGUAUGGCUGUCGGGGGAUGAAGAUAAGAACAGGGUCACUAGGGUCAUAGGGGAACUGCCGAUAGCUGAGUACGAAGGCUCCCCGAGAAGAUAUGGCAUCGGGUCACAGAAGGCUCCUGUCAGGUCACCGCGACCAGGGUUCCCUCAGAGAGUACUUCCUGAGAGUAGAGAUGCAACGCCUCCGCCCGGCUCAGCGGCUUUCGAUUAUUUGUAUGAGUUCUCGGAAACAAGAAAGGUCCUAGAAGAGUUCUUUAGAUGUCCCACUUUACCUGGACAGCAGCAGAAUAUUAAUGACGAGAUAGUCAAUUUCCAGACGUUUUUCCAGGAACUCGAUUACGAACUUCGAAGACAAACGCAAGAUUGUCCGUCAGAAAAUGGCAUCGACGGGAGCGAGUCGGAUUGGCCUCAGAACGAACCAAUAGAAUCUCCACACGCCUUGAAUAAUCACACGGACUUCUUGGGACUACAGCAAAAGCGUGGUCGCUUCCCGUCUCCAGAAAUAUCAGCGCUACAGCCGGGUGACGGCGCUAGUGUUUGCGGCUCCCCACCUGGAUCUAGCUCACGCAGUGACCUUUCAGUGGCCGGCGCAGAAAGCGAAAUGCCCGUCAAAGCCUGUGUCAGAUACCCCGCGAUGUUUCCUGCCAACGAAUCUGAGAUACAGCUGUCGAUGGCCAUCAUUGAGACGGACUUAGCAGAAAUGCAAGUUCAAGAAGGACUUCGCACGCUGCCCAUAGUCGAGGACGGUCUCUCAUCGGGACACACGUCAGACGCGGACAAUAACAAUGCCAUUUUACAGACGCAUUCUGCGACAAUCGAGGAACAAGUGGACAGUGUCAAUAACACUGACCUCGUCCUCACCGACGCUGAUCUGCACUCCUUGGAUCCGUUAGCCUCAGCUCCGCCGCCUCCAGCUCCGGCACCCCACCGGCCGGCAGACGGAACACAUGCGGCGCAUUCAACACACACGCCACAUCAUCGCCACGGAUCUCACCACGAAGACGUGUACCCGAGGAAAAGGCCCUCGUCGGCUCAAAGUACGGAAUCAGUUGAAAUAAAACCAGCAAGCGGCGAUGAAGACGAGGCUGACACAGAUUUGGAGACGGACAGACUGCUCGGCCAGCAGAGGACUGAUGAUCAAGGAUUCUUUGAUGAUAAAGGCUGGCGUAAACCUAAGUCUCGUACUGUGAUGCCGUCGGGUGGGUCAAGGGACGCUCAUGAUGAUCACAGGGAAGACGAAGUGCAUAAUGGAAAGGAUAAGGACGGGAAAAAGAAAAGCAAGAACAAGGAAGAUUGGGCCGCAGUCUUGAUAGAGGGCGUGCUGUUCAGAGCCCGUUAUCUAGGCUCCACCCAAUUGGCGUGUGAAGGUCAACCGACCAAAGCUACAAGGAUGCUGCAAGCUGAAGAAGCUGUGUCUCGGAUCAAGGCUCCAGAAGGUGAAAAUCAGCCGAGCACCGAAGUUGAUCUUUUCAUAUCAACUGAGAAGAUUAUGGUCCUUAACACUGAGUUGAAGGAAAUAAUGAUGGAUCAUGCUUUGAGAACGAUAUCUUAUAUAGCUGAUAUAGGGGACCUGGUUGUGUUGAUGGCAAGGAGACGGUUUGUACCCCACGAGAAUGAUUCCGAUCAACCAAAAUUGAACCGUACGCCUAAGAUGAUAUGUCAUGUUUUCGAAAGCGAAGAGGCCCAGUUCAUAGCUCAGUCCAUAGGCCAAGCUUUCCAAGUUGCGUAUAUGGAGUUCUUGAAGGCCAACGGUAUAGAGGACCAUAGCUUUGUGAAAGAAAUGGACUAUCAGGAAGUGCUUAACAGCCAGGAGAUAUUUGGUGACGAACUACAAAUGUUUGCAAAGAAGGAAUUGCAGAAAGAGGUGGUUGUCCCGAAGACGAAGGGAGAGAUCCUCGGAGUGGUUGUGGUGGAAUCGGGCUGGGGUUCCAUGCUGCCCACUGUGGUCAUUGCGAAUCUCGCACCAGCCGGUGCGGCCGCGAGGUGUGGACAACUCAAUAUUGGUGAUCAGAUAAUCGCGAUAAACGGUGUAAGUCUCGUGGGUCUGCCGCUGUCUACAUGUCAGACUUAUAUUAAGAACUCCAAGAACCAGACGGUGGUGAAGCUGACGGUGGUGCCGUGCGCGCCCGUCGUCGAGGUGAAGAUCAAACGACCCGACACCAAGUACCAACUGGGAUUCAGCGUUCAGAACGGCGUGAUCUGCAGUCUACUCCGCGGCGGUAUAGCUGAGCGCGGCGGCGUGCGCGUCGGUCAUCGCAUCAUAGAGAUCAACUCUCAGAGCGUGGUGGCCGUCCCCCACGAGAGGAUCGUCAACCUGCUGGCCACCUCCGUCGGAGAGAUCCUAAUGAAGACGAUGCCGACGUCCAUGUUCCGGCUGCUGACCGGCCAGGAGAACCCGGUGUUCAUUUAACGCGACACAAGUGCCUGCUUCAUAGCCGAAGGGCCCUUACACGCGUAUGACUGUACUGCUAACAAUAUACUCUAAACUAUUACUUGUACCAUACAAUAAUGACAUGUUACGGCUUUCUCGUGUAUUGUAAAUCUAAAUAUUCUCAGAUAUACAAAGUAAAAGUUGAAUAUUAGAAUGUUGGUUUGAAAAAAAAUAAUAAAAUCGUGUUAUGAUACAAAUGUAUGAGUUGUGGAUGUGCUGUCUUGUGAUACGACGGAUAUCAAAGGUGUGUUAUUAUUAUUAAAUCGUGUGUAACGGCCCUUAUUGCGAACAAAAUGCAAUACGCUCCCGUACAAUGUUUCCGACUUUGUGUAGAGGAUUUAUUUUCUAAUAAUUUUUAUAUUAUUUUAAUCCUAUUAUUGUGCGUCUAAUUGUCUCACAUCGUGAGAAUCGUGAGAAUUUGUUGGACGUGGAAGUGAGCUCAGCUAUAGAAUACUCGACUCAAAGUAAGUGAUGUACAAGUUACGAUGCUUAAAAUGCUUACGUAGGUCAUGUAAGGUAGGUUAAGUUACAUAUAAGACAUGUUUUGCACUUGCUGCUGAGAGAAACGUAUAUUUGGCGUUCCCCCGAAAUUAAAAAAAAAAACUAUGCGCAAUGGUUUUUAUUAUACAUACUUAUAUGUUACGUUUUAUAACUCGACGGAGGUUUGACAGUUUUUCUACAGUCCAAACAGUACUCCUACUAUAGAACGUAAUGAAUCGAAACAUUACUGUUAUAGAACCAAAAAUUCAAGUGAAUUUCUCGGUUUAACUGAUAUAUAAGUUCUGUGCAUUUGUUUUCAUUCCUCAGCAACCGUCCCGCCGGCUGGAGCAAGUGCAGAACACAUGUCAACACUAUGUACACAUAAUUAAUACCUUUAAUAAUUUAUUGAUGUAUACUUAUAAUUGAAAAUCAAAACGCUCAUAUCUGCUUAGAUAUUAUUAAUAUAAGUUAUCACCGUAUUGAAUACUUCUAUUUCUAAAGUCUAAAUGACAACAAAAUGCACUAGCUGCCUUUCUGCCAUAGACAAUAAGUAUAUUUUCUUGUCAUAUACUAUAGUUUAGUUAUUAUGCAAAACGUUGCCAUAUUUAGUUGUUUUUUAAUUUAGUCAUUAUUAUCUGAAAUCAUUCCAUUCGUAGUCCCUUUUUGUUUUCGUCAUAGACUGUUUUUAUUUUUUUAUAUAUAUUUUUUUUUCUUGUAUCUUUGAUAUUUAAAAAUAUUUUUGUAUGUUAGUAACACCAAUACAUGUAGGUUAAAACAGAUUAUAAUGUAUAGCUGUUAGCGUGGUCGGAGUGUCGGACUAAAAUCAAAUGUUUAGUAACAGUGGAAGUGUUGUCUGUAGGGACGGAUCUCGAUGUGAUCAUUGAUAAAUAAAUGAAUUGAUUAGUGAAUAUGAUAAAACAUUAUUUCAUGUAGCGUUUCAAAAGAUAUGUCAUAUUUUGUAAAUUUUAUAGUGUGGCUAUAGCGUAACUAUGUAACCUAAUGUAUGUUUUAACUAAGCUUAGCGCUCUGAGGACGAGUUCUAUUUAUGUAUAAAAUAUUUAUUGUAUAAGACACCCCCCUUCCCCCUCCCCCACCCUUCCUUCAACCCCUAGUCAUAUAUAAACCGCUUGUCUAUAUCAUCUCCAAAAUAAUUAUGCUUUUGACAAAUAUAGUCACUAUUUAUAACAAAAAAACUAUCCUUCCUUAUAGUUUGCUGAAACGACCAGUUCUUCACAAUCUUUGGGCUGACGGAUUUUUCCAUUUAAUCGAUUUCAGCGCUUCACUCUCCUCACUGACAGCGGUACCGAUGAAGUACUGCAUUUAUUUAAGAGAAAAAAGCGCUAAAACCGCUCAUGUCUCAAGACGUUCAGUGUCUAUAUAGAAAAUGUUUCAGUAGAAUGAAGUAUAUUUUGAAUAUGUUCCACACUGGUCGCGCCCCUUCGUUUUAGGUUAAAAUGUUUACAGAUACGGUCUGAUAUGUAAUUUUAUAUUGCUAGCUGUUGUGAAUAAGAUUUUAUUUACAUUGAAUGAACACAGAUAAUAAAUAGCGUUUUAUUGUGAAAGCUGAUAUAUGUAGGUACACUGUAACAUGUGAAAUAACUAUUGUUGUUCUCAUUUCUAAGAGUAUUAUUCUAGUCUGCAUUAAAGUUAAGAAUAAAAAUGAACAAAUUUA
Danaus plexippus (monarch butterfly) is the source of this 5737-nucleotide messenger RNA. RefSeq lists its product as uncharacterized. The transcript has 26 exons. The coding region runs from base 304 to 3564 and encodes 1086 amino acids. Gene Ontology annotation, cellular component: plasma membrane; dendritic spine; cytoplasm. Gene Ontology annotation, molecular function: protein binding. The record is from RefSeq and is a predicted model, not a curated record. Gene Ontology annotation, biological process: chemical synaptic transmission. NCBI's taxonomy places the organism in Eukaryota, Metazoa, Arthropoda, Insecta, Lepidoptera, Nymphalidae.